AAGAGGAGGAAUGCUGAGUGCUGACCUGACAAGAGGAGACGCACCCGUCUUUCCAGGAAUUUUACUUUUUCUUGUUUUUGUCUUGACGCGCAGCAAGGAGACAAAUGAGGGACAUCACUAAUGAGACACUUUUUAGGACUUGGGGCCAAACGCUGUGGUGAGCGUCUCAAGGGAAUGUUCUUCCAUUGCCUAUCCAAGGAAUAGAUUUACUUGAUCAUUUUACUGCCAUUGUCUAAUGUUGUUCUGAUGACUUGCUGAGUAUAAAUAGCAUUGUUUAUUGGACUGUUUAUGAUUUAUUUUACUUUUAUUGAGCUCAAGCAGCCACUUGUCUUGCUUUUGUGAUCGAAUUGAAAGUAAAAGAUGGCACAGAAGGAGGGAGGAACAGAGCAGUGGUGUGUGAAGACCGGGGACAAUUUUGGGGCCAAAGCCAUGCCGGGGGCCCCCGCGCCAGGGGGCGGGGUGGUGGUGGGGGUCCGCGAGAAGAAGGGACCCCUGAGGGCCGCCAUACCCACAAUGCCCUUCCCUCUGGCGGUCAUCUGCCUCUUCUUCAACACCUUCAUUCCAGGACUUGGCACCUUCAUCUCGGCCUUCUCGGUGCUGUGCGGCGCCCGCAGCGAGCUGGUGCCCGAGCGAGGCGUGUGCUGCGUCUUCUGGCUCAACAUGGCGGCGGCCCUCAUCCAGAUCCUGACGGCCAUCUUCAUGGUGGGCUGGAUCAUGAGCAUCUUCUGGGGGAUGGACAUGGUCAUCCUGGCAAGCUACCGAGACCAAGGUGUUCCACAGGACGUCUGAGAGGACCCCAAUGGACAGGUGGUCUUUUUGAAGGACCCCCAAACAUGAGGACAACCUUUCCGUCCUUUAAUCGUCCGAUGGCAACGAUGGAGUGUUAGCGUGGUACAAAAUAACAGCAUGGAGAAGAAGAAGAAAGGGCAGGAAUGAAUCACCAAAAUGUUAGCUAGCUCGCUAAUCAGCGAACUUGUGCCAGCUGAUAGCUUAAACCAAAACAAAGCGUUUGGGUUUUAUUAAAUGUUUUGUUUGUUUUCUGGUGCUUUUGGUUAGUGGAAAGUGUCCAAUAAAUAAAACAAAGUACUUUCAUGCUAUAAAUGUUGCUAAAUAGUUUUUCUUUUUGUUGACUUAGUAUUUUUUAAUUACAAAAACAUGCAUGUAAAAUAACUUUUUGAUUGAUUGAUUGAAACUUUUAUUAGUAGAUUGCACAGUGAAGUACAUAUUCCGUACAAUUGACCACUAAAUGGUAACACCCGAAUAUGUUUUUCAACUUGUUUAAGUCGGGGUCCACUUAAAGGCCUACUGAAACCCUCUACUACCGACCACGCAGUCUAAUAGUUUAUACAUCAAUGAUGAAAUCUUAACAUUGCAACACAUGCCAAUACGGCCGGGUUAUAUUAGUAAAGUGCAAUUUUAAAUUUCCCGCGAAAUAUUCUGCUGAAAACGUCUCGGUAUGAUGACGUUUGCGCGUGACGUCUCGGAUUGUGCGGACAUAUUGGGACACCAUUGUGGCCAGCUAUUAAGUCGUCUGUUUUCAUCGCAAAAUUCCACAGUAUUCUGGACAUCUGUGUUGGUGAAUCUUUUGCAAUUUGUUUAAUGAACAAUGAAGACAGAAAAGAAGAAAGCUGUAGGUGGGAUCGGUGUAUUAGCGGCUGGCUGCAGCAACACAACCAGGAGGACUUUGAGUUGGAUAGCAGACGCGCUACCGUGAGUACAGCUUUGGCUUCCAAACAUUUGAUCGCUUGCCCGUCCGUGCGUGCUGCUAUGUGCAUGUCACGUACGUAACUUUGGGGAAAUAUAUGUGCUGUAUGAACUUUACGGAGAUGAACGGUACUUUGGGCUGUGGGAUUGAGUGUGAUGUGCGGGUGUUUGAGUUGUAUUGGUGGGUUAUAUGGACGGGAGGGGGGAGGUGUUUGUUAUGCGGGAUUAAUUUGUGGCAUUUUGAAUAUAAGCCUGGUUGUGUUGUGGCUAAUAGAGUAUAUAUACUGUAUGUCUUGUGUUUAUUUACUGUUUUAGUCAUUCCCAGCUGAAUAUCAGGUCCCACCCGCCUCUCACAGCAUCUUCCCUAUCUGAAUUGCUUCCACUGCCCUCUAAUCCUUCACUCUCACUUUCCUCAUCCACGAAUCUUUCAUACUCGCUCAAAUUAAUGGGGUAAUCGUCGCUUUCUCGGUCCGAAUCGCUCUCGCUGCUGCUGGCCAUGAUUGUAAACAAUGUGCAGAUGUGAGUAGCUCUACAACCUGUGACGUCACGCUACUUCCGGUACAGGCAAGGCUUUUUUAUCAGCGACCAAAAGUUGCAAACUUUAUCGUCGAUGUUCUCUACUAAAUCCUUUCAGCAAAAAUAUGGCAAUAUCGCGAAAUGAUCAAGUAUGACACAUAGAAUGGACCUGCUAUCCCCGUUUGAAUAAGAAAAUGUCAUUUCAGUAGGCCUUAAAUUGAUUCAUGAUACAGAUAUAUACUAUCAAAUAUAUACUAACAUCAUAAUACAGUCAUCACACAAGAUAAUCAUCAGAGUAUAUACAUUGAAUUAUUUACAUUAUUUACAAUCCGGGAUGUGGGAUAUAGAGGGGGGGGGGCUGGGGUGGUGGUUAGGUUUGGUUGGUAUCAACACUUUAGUCAUCAAUCAGCAUCAACAAUUGCAUCAUCAGAGAAAUGGACAUUGAAACCGUGUAGGACUGACUUGGUAGGGUAUGUACAGCAAGUAGUGGACAUAGAGAGAGAGAUCAGAAAGUACAAAAAAAAGUGUCUACAUUUGAUUAUUUACAAUUGAUUAUUUACAAUCCGAAGAGGUAUUAUGUGGAAGGGAGGGUGUUAGUUUAGAGUUGUAGUUGCCUGGAGGUGUUCUUUUAUUGCGGUUUUGAAGGAGGAUAGAGAUGCCCUUUCUUUUACAUCUGUUGGGAGUGCAUUCCAUAUUGAUGUGGCAUAGAAAGAGAAAGAGUUAAGACCUUUGUUAGUUCGGAAUCUGGGUUUAACGUGGUUAGUGGAGCUCCCUCUGGUGUUGUGGUUAUGGCGGUAAACUUUUAUUCUAGAAGUCCAAACUACAUUUGAUUACUCUUUGUUGUUCAAUCUAGGUUUAUGUAAAAGCUGCAAACUGACGUGCGCAACUGCACAAGUGACACAUGCACCCUGAUACGUACCUCUCACGUGUGUGUGUGUGUGUGUGUGCGUGUGUGUGUGUGUGUGUGUGUGUGUGUGUGUGUGUGUGUGUGUGUGUGUGUGUGUGUGUGUGUGUGUGUGUGUGUGUGUGUGUGUGUGUGUGUGUGUGUGUGUGUGUGUGUGUGUGUGUGUGUGUGUGUGUGUGUGUGUGUGUGUGUGUGCUGUACCACUUUUUUCUCAACAAACGUGUGACAGUGUGACCUCGAUGGGAGCUAUAAAUAGAACUUUUCAGCAAGAAUCAAGGGAUAAUCUUUCUGGAAAAAAAUCCAUAAUAAUCCCACCUUUAAGGGAAAAAAGUGUGCAUUAGCUGUAUUACGACAUUAGUUCUAAUUUUAGCCUCCAUUCCACAAACUACUCUUUUUUUUUAAAUGUAUUUAUUUUCUACAUAUGAUAAUCUGGUACCGAUGCCUUGCUUUUUAAAUGCACAAACUGUUGUGUUGCUGGAGAAAGUCUAAUAGUGUUCUUGCAUGCUUGCUUUUGACUGUACACAAACACAAAAAUUAAAUAAAA
Messenger RNA from Entelurus aequoreus (snake pipefish), 3668 nucleotides. It is a transcript of the gene stum, whose product is annotated as stum, mechanosensory transduction mediator homolog. The coding region runs from base 361 to 789 and encodes 142 amino acids. The record is from RefSeq and is a predicted model, not a curated record. The transcript is spliced from 3 exons. Lineage: Eukaryota; Metazoa; Chordata; Actinopteri; Syngnathiformes; Syngnathidae.